Leopardus geoffroyi (Geoffroy's cat) is the source of this 4451-nucleotide messenger RNA. RefSeq names its product histone-lysine N-methyltransferase SETDB2-like. The coding region runs from base 1123 to 3315 and encodes 730 amino acids. Gene Ontology annotation, molecular function: histone deacetylase binding; histone H3K9 methyltransferase activity; histone binding. Gene Ontology annotation, biological process: heterochromatin organization; negative regulation of gene expression. The record is from RefSeq and is a predicted model, not a curated record. Gene Ontology annotation, cellular component: nucleus. The transcript has 16 exons. Lineage: Eukaryota; Metazoa; Chordata; Mammalia; Carnivora; Felidae.
UCCUCAGAGGUGUGGACCCAGUAGGGUGUCCAACCAAUGGGCUCCUGGCCGAGUAGGGGGAGCUUUCGGUGAACGACUCCUCCCUUUUAGGAUUAGCGUUAGGAAGGCCUGGACGAAAGAGAUUGGGCGGUCUUCCUUCCCCGCCUGAGGCGAGGCGGGACAGUUGUUGCAGAGGUGAGGUCUAGUAAAUGGUGAAGUACUUCCUGGCCUGGGAGCAUCUGGGGUCGUGGGAUUUGGUGGCGUGGGGUCGGAGAAGAGCCCGACCCGCGGGGAAACCCAGCCUCGCCAACGGAGCGGGCCCAGCGCAGCCUUCAGGUCUGGCGGGCGGAAUAAAGCAGUGGAGCCAGUGGAGCCGAGGCACGGCCUUGGGUGGCCCCCUGACAGCUCCUUUGGCCUGAGACCUGGGAACGCGGCGGAACCCUCGGCCGAGUGGACCCCAGCCCUUGCAACCUCCUUUUUUCUUUUACCCACCUGCGGUCCCAGGCUGUAGAAGGGACCGCGGGCAUUUUGAGUUCUCAACCCCCAUUUCAGUUUCUGUCUCCGAGUGCACACCUUAAAUGUGAGGUGACUCCUAAGCAGCUGGGAACCAGAGGCUGUAAAAGGGACUGCAGAAAAAUGGACUGCAGUAUAAAAUCCAGAAGCAGAAUAUGAAGGUUUAACCACUGACCCAUUUCACAGGUACUAUAUAGCACAUUUUAUUUGCCAUUCUCUUUUUGAUGGACAUUGGUUGUUCCCAGUUUUUCACCUUAUAGACAAUGCUGCAGGGAAAUCCUGAAUGUUUCAUGCAUCCAUGGACCAAAAGAUGGAGUUGGUUUUUGUUUUUAAAAAGAUAUUGUCAAUGAUCUGAUAUGACUAUAAAUACUUGCUUGAUGAAAUUGCAUGGACUUGUCAUCAGGUUGGACUAGCGGUCAUUUUUCAAAGUUUCUUCAACCGCAGUUACAUUUGAAAAUUCAAGUAUCCAAGAACAUUGGGCUUAGAAUGCCAUAAUGAUGUGUUUUCUCUGAGAACUACAAAUUUCAUAGAUACCACAGUUGGAUUCCAGUUAUAUUCUCCUAUCAAAGUGAUUUCAGUCCAUUGAUAAAGUUAAUUUUGAAGACUUUUGUUUAUAAACAACAUCAAAAGAUGGGAGAAAAAAAUGGUGAUGCAAAAACUUUCUGGAUGGAGCUGGAAGAUGAUGGAAAAGUGGAUUCCAUCUUUGAACAAGUGCAAAAUGUGUUACAAUCACUGAAACAAAAGAUUAAAGAUGGGUCUGCCACAAAUAAAGAAUACAUCCAAGCAAUGAUUCUAGUGAAUGAAGCAACCAUAAGUAACAAUUCAACAUUGAUAAAGGAUCAUACAUCGGUGAUCCAGAAUGAACAGGAAAACAAAUCAGGUUCAUUGCCUUCUACAUCAUAUGAAGACUCCUUUCCAGAAGACUGUACAUUUCUAUCUACAAAAAAGAAGGAAAUUCCUCCUUUGGAAAAUAAAGUUGCAUACAUUACAGAAAAGAAAUCAUCUUUGAAUUUACGUUACCAAAGUCAUGACUGCUCUAGAACUUGUCUGAUGAAAAUGCCACUAACCUUCAAGGGAGAAAACCCGCUGCAGCUACCUAUCAAAUGCCACUUCCAAAGACGACACGCAAAGACAAACUCUCAUUCUUCAGCACUCCACGUGAGUUAUAGAACCCCUUGUGGAAGGAGUCUACGAAACGUGGAGGAAGUUUUUCGUUACCUGCUUGAGACAGAAUGUAACUUUUUAUUUACAGAUAACUUUUCUUUCAAUACCUAUGUUCAGUUGACUCGGAAUUACCCAAAACAAGAAGAAAUUGUUUCUGAUGUGGAUAUUAGCAAUGGAGUGGAAUCGGUACCCAUUUCUUUCUGUAAUGAAAUUGACAAUAGAAAGCUUCCACAGUUUAAGUACAGAAGGACUAUGUGGCCACGAGCAUAUUAUCUAAACAGCUUUUCCAACAUGUUUACUGAUUCAUGUGACUGUUCUGAGGGCUGCAUAGACAUAACAAAAUGUGCAUGUCUUCAGUUGACAGCAAGGAAUGCCAAGACUUGCCCCUUGUCGAGUAAUAAAAUAACCACUGGAUAUAAAUAUAAAAGACUACAGAGACAAAUACCUACUGGCAUUUAUGAAUGCAGCCUGUUGUGCAAGUGUAAUCGACAAAUGUGUCAAAACCGAGUUGUGCAGCAUGGACCUCAAGUGAGGCUACAGGUGUUCAAAACUGAAAAGAAGGGAUGGGGAGUACGCUGCCUAGAUGACAUUGACAGAGGGACAUUUGUUUGCAUUUAUUCAGGAAGAUUACUAAGCAGAUCUAACACUGGGAAACCUGAUCCUACUGAUGAAAAUGGAAAGGAAGAGAAUAUUAUGAAAAAUAUGUUUUCAAAAAAGAGGAAAAUAGAAGUUGCAGAUUGUGAGGUAGAAGUUAUCCCAUUAGACCUGGAAACACAUAGAAGUGCUGAGACUGAGGAGUGUCCACCUACAUCCCGUAAUAAUUUAAAAGAACCUGUUACAGAAAUGAAAUGUAACAAUAUUUCAAGAAUUCAGUAUCAUUCAGUCAUUAGAAGUCCUAAAGCCAAGACAGCCAUUAUUCAACGCAAUGGGAAAAAAAUGGGAUUUACUUCCUCAGAGUCUGUCACCUCAGAAGAUAAUGAUGGAUUUAAACCGACCCAAGUACAUCUGAACUCCAAAGCCAAGGAGAUGAAAAGCCUAGAAUACUCCCUAAACACCCACUGUUACAGGUGUUUAGAAUAUAUGGAAACGGAGAUUCUAGAGUUGAAGAGAGAGGAUUCAAGCUCUUACCAAGUUCAAGACACUGAAAACAGUCUGCUGAUUGAAUCAGAUGUGAUAGAUAUAACCAAAUGUAGAGAAGAAAUACCAUCAGGGGGAAGAUGUAACCAAGCAACCCCACUGGAUAAACAGAAUAUUAUAAAGGAAUUCAAGUCUCAAAUACAAAAGCCCCAAGGGGAAAGAUCUCCAGCAUUUCAAAACCAGCAGGUCUUUUGUGAUAAAGAGUUCCCAAGCGAAACCAAGAACACUUCACCUGAUUCUCUAAAGAAGUUCAAUAAAGGGAAUGUGUUUUUAUUGGAUGCCACAAAAGAAGGAAAUGUGGGCCGCUUCCUUAAUCAUAGUUGUUGCCCAAAUCUUUUGGUACAGAAUGUUUUUGUAGAAACACGUGACAGGAAUUUUCCAUUGGUGGCAUUCUUCACCAACAGGUAUGUGAAAGCAAGAACAGAACUCACAUGGGAUUAUGGGUAUGAAGCUGGGACUGUGCCUGAGAAAGAAAUCCUCUGCCAGUGUGGGGUUAAUAAAUGUAGAAAGAAAAUAUUAUAAAUUUGUAGCUAAUGCCUAUUGAAGAAAUUAGCUUAUCACGUGCAAUUAGAGCCAUGCAAGAAACUUUCAGUCAUCAGUGGAAUUAACCUAGGUUGUGAUCCAUCAAGAGAAUUCCUCUUGGUUUACCCUUGUCAAGGAAUUCAUUUGUGUGGCUUAAAAUGCUAGAAACAAAAUAAGGACAUUUUCAUACACAUAGGCUAUCUCUUUAUUCUUUCUGCUGUUCAACUUUACAUGAGUGGGAUGGAAGUGUAUAUUUUAUAUGAAAUACCAUUAUACAGUUUGUAACUUAUUUGUAAAUUAUAUAUUAGGAGAAACAAAUGUCACAAUAGAAUUCAGUUGAUCGUAUUUACUUUUGUGAUUAUUAUCUUUGAGUUUAUGCCCCCAAAAGGCCAAAUUUCACAUCGUUACUUACAAAAUUUGUUUAAUUCUUGGCAAAUAAUUUAUCAUUAUAAGCCAUAAGGUGGGCAACAGAGCCUGAGGAAUAUGUAAGAAUUAACUUUAUACAUAUCACUUCUAAUAUUUUAACACUAGUUGGAGAAGCUCGGUCUGGCUCCUUGCAACUCUGCCCCUUCAAACCAUUUGAGUGCUAAGAUGGAGAAGCUCUCCUAUGGGGAACGUUUUGGCAAACUUUGAGAGGAAACUUCUUUUCCAUAGGUUCUCUUUACUUCUCCAGUACAAACACAGACAAGAAACAAAGGGAAUAGAAACCUGGAGGAAUUGGAAUAUUUUUGUUCUAAGUAGAGGAGAGCCAUAAGAAAAACAAAACUUAGAAACUAGCGAAGCUUAGAAAACUAGUGUCUUAAGCCAGAAGGGAGUGUGCUGGGCAAGAAUUUCACUUAAAAAAAAAACCAACAGCAACAACAAAACAAGGCAGUUCUACUCAAUUGUAAAGUCUGGAACAGCUGCUUGAAUUCUCCUGUGUAUGAUGUGCAAAUUGUUGAGAAAAAGGGAGUUACUCUGCUAUGGGUUACCCAGCCCUUAUCAUGGAGCAGAAAGAGGACUGGGAAUCUCCAAGAGUCAAAACUAAUUUUACGCAUAAUAAAGAUGUACAUUUGACUGCCAGGAGCUUCUCCCUUGGAACCAGAACAGGAAUACCAGCUCAAAAAGUAGUAAUUAAAAGUAGUUCUGGCUUUUGA